This is a messenger RNA of Cylicocyclus nassatus, 1795 nucleotides long. Lineage: Eukaryota; Metazoa; Nematoda; Chromadorea; Rhabditida; Strongylidae. The record is from the annotation of a GenBank genome assembly.
AUGCUGCAGAGAGCAGCGUUGAAAUUAGAGCGAGUGUCAAGUUUCAUUCGGGAGCAUUUCCUUAAGAUCGGAGAACAGAUUGAAAUGGGAGUCACAAUAGAAAAGCAUGAACCUCUUCAUCUGCGGGUCAACGAUGUCCCGGUCUGGUCCGCUGCUCUGAUGUUUGGAUUCCAACAAGCAAUGAUUUGUUUAUCUGGUCUCUUGGUCUACCCAUUCAUCAUAUCUGAAGCAGUAUGCGCCGGUGAUGCUACGGUUCAACUCCGGGUACAACUUAUAGCAGCAACAUUUGUUAGCUGUGGAAUUGCCACUAUCAUUCAAACUACAUUUGGUUUGAGGUUAUGUGUGCUGAAUGGUCCUGCAAUGGCAUUUUUGCCUCCUCUGUUGGCAUAUAAAGCUCUUCGUGCGAGUGAGUGUACAUUCACCGAAUUAGACACUGUCAAUCCGGACAUCUGGCAGGGAAGGCUACAAGAAAUAUCUGGAAGUCUUCUGGUCGCAUGUGUUUCCUUUAUCAUAAUUGGUGGAACGGGAAUGGCCGGUCUCUUGGCAAGGUUGAUCGGUCCAAUUACGAUUGUUCCCCUGAUGAUCUUGCUCACAGCAAGUGUAGUACCUACUGUCGAAAGCAAACUGUCACUUCAUUGGAUCUCAUUAGUGAUGCUUGCAUGUGUUGUUGCUAUGGCUGUAUACAUGGAAAACAUGCGGAUCUCUCUGCCAUGUUAUUCAAUCGAGAAGAAACGCUUCUUUACAACAAAAGUUCGACUAUUUGGGCAAUUUCCGUACCUGCUCAGUAUUCUCCUAGUAUGGUUCAUAUGUUAUUUGAUGACGAUAACGGGUUUUGAACCUGAGGGUGGUCAAGCUAGGACAGAUAAAAAUGUUUCGAUGUCGGUGCUAAAAGAGUCACCAUGGUUUCAGGUGCCGUAUCCCGGGCGAUUUGGAUUGCCCCGAUGGAGCAUAGGUCUUUGUAUGGCUUACUUGGCUUCUUGCUUAUCUAGUGUAAUUGAAAACAUCGGCUCAUAUGAUCUAUUGGCAAGAGUUUCGGAGCAGCGACCACCACCUAAGAAUGCUGUCAAUCGAGCGAUAAUGGUCGAAGGUAUUGGCAGCAUGUUGGCUGCUGUUAUGGGCGUGAGCACAGGUGUCACGACAUUUGGCGAGAAUAUCGCACUUAUCCACAUUACCAGGGUGGCCAGCCGAUCUACAAUGCAAAUCGCUGGAGCUUUGCUCAUUAUCAUGGGUUUGUUCACAAAAAUGGCAGCUCUCUUGGCCUCAAUACCAGAUGCGCUUGUGGGUGCAGUUCUUAUGAUGGGCAUGUCAAUGAUAGCCGGUGUUGCGAUGAGUAAUCUGCAGCUUAUUGAUUUGAAACUCACUCGCAACCUCUCUAUUCUGGGACUAUCGCUGCUGACAGGAUUAGUACUUCCGCUUCAUCUUGAGAGGAGCCCCAUCAGAACGGGUAAUGCUGAUUGGGAUCAAAUCAUAAACAUGCUGUUGAGCAUUAAAAUGCUUGUUGGUGGAGUCGUCGCUGUGAUCCUAGAUAAUUCUGUGCCAGGAGCAACAUUACGUCAGCGAGGAUUGAAACGACAUGAUGAGGAAGAAAAACAAGAAAAGAUCGAACAACUGGAAGAUGAUGGGUAUGCUUUCCCAGAAUAUGUGAAUAGGAUACUUCGAGCAAUGCCAUUUUUGCAACUUCUGCCUUUCUUGCCUAGUCAUCCACCCUCGAAACCAUCUCCGUCACGAGCUCAAAGUAUUUCGCCGGGUGACGUGGCGUGAUGAUAUAUUGUUGAAAACUUGUUCAUGUACAUAC